This is a messenger RNA of Blumeria graminis f. sp. triticale, 114 nucleotides long. NCBI's taxonomy places the organism in Eukaryota, Fungi, Ascomycota, Leotiomycetes, Helotiales, Erysiphaceae. The record is from the annotation of a GenBank genome assembly.
AUGACCACCAUCAAGCCGGUCGAAGAUCUGACACUCACACCCUUAAAACUUUGGGUUUUCUUUUCCCUUGGUAAAUACCGAGAAAAUAGCAGCCACAGAACAUCUAAGGUUUGA